Messenger RNA from Saccoglossus kowalevskii, 1530 nucleotides. RefSeq lists its product as uncharacterized. The record is from RefSeq and is a predicted model, not a curated record. Lineage: Eukaryota; Metazoa; Hemichordata; Enteropneusta; Harrimaniidae.
AUGGAUUUGGAAACAUUAGUGUUGAAAAUAAUACCAUUGCAAUGGCAUGGAGUGAUUGGGACUUUAAGUAAUCCAGACAAUCCAAUACAGUCAUCAAACUACUGGUUAUUACAACAGUCAGCACUUUCAUGGAAUGACCUAAUCCAAUCGCUGUGUCAGAAAGAACCGAUUAUACAUCAAGAUAAAACACUCAUUUUCAAACCAAGGAUUUCUUUACUGCCGAUAGACAUACAGAGAAAUUUGUUAACAUUUAUUCAUUACCACCAAGAACAAAUCCCAAGUGACGUCAUCGUGAAAUUAUUAAAUGAAAUCGAACAAUACAUAAAGCAGGACGAUUGGUUAGCGUUUCUUGUGAAGGAGAUAGAAAGAACACAUAUGCUUGCUGAGACUGACAAGAUUAGACUUGAUUUGUUUUGUCAAUCAUCAAAUAAACUCACAGAUUUGUGUGAUAGAAUUAAAGCCUCUAGCCAGCACACUUCGGAUGGUGUAGGUAGGUCUCACUUUGAUGAGUGGAAAGACUUAAUUGAUGUGAGGGAGCAGCAAGUGUUAUCUCCUGGAAUGGAGAUUGACAGUGAACGAGAGGAUGUAGACAUGCCGCAUAGUGGAGAUAAGCGUUUCAGUCAAGAACACGUUUGUAACAAUGAGGUCAUCAUCUUGGAUUCAAGUACUGAUGACGAGAAUGCACAUGAUGUGAAGGUGGAAGCCAAGGAUGAUGAUGCGACGGUAACAGAGGUAGAUGAUGUUACCAUGGAAAUAGACGAACCAGAUCUUGACACAGACAUAAAGAUUAAAGUGGAUAAAUUACUAGAUGUUCUAAAUUCUAGCUCAGACGGAGUUCCCGGUGACCAUCAAAUGGAAAUGGAGUUAUUUAGCAAACACACUUCACAGCAGGUUGAUGGCAUCUGUAAGUACAUGAAGACAGAUAGUUUCUCAGAAGUUACACUGCAGAUAUUUUGUCAAUGUUUGUGUAAUCUUCAACCAGAACCAAGCUACAGUAAUUGUGUAGUAAUUGCCAAACAAUGUUACUUGGAUAAGUUGCUGCAUUUACAACAGAAUGCAUCACGGAGACUGGUAACUACAGUCACAAGAUUUAGUGGAAAAUUCCCCAAAGCAUUAAUUGAAGGUGCAUUGGUGCUAAUGUGUGCAAACUUAGGAAGUCCACAGGCCGAUAUAAUUUGUAAACUGGCUAGAGAGACAUUUGAUAAGCAAGUUAAGGAAUUUUUCUUCAGUAAACUUGUUGAUAUGAAUUUUGAGUGGACUGUUCACACCAGCCAAGUUUUUCUUACACUAAUUGAACCAAAGCUUGAUCUAAACACUGUCACAAUAACAACAUUCCUGACACUUCUAGAGCAUCAUGGGAUAGCGCAGAAUUCAUGUCUCAAGUUUGGUAAAUUGUUGCUUACAAGCAUCACUAAAUACAGCAAACAGUUCACUUCUGAGCACAUAUCAGUCAUGGGCCGCAUCUUGGCAGUUAACAAGACAUACUUAAAAAAGACGGCUAUAUCCGCUUUGAAGAAAAUCAAACCAUAG